GAUCCGCCAAAUUCAAACAGAGACAGAAAAGGGAAAAGUUUGGGGUUUUGGGAACCCAGAAAUCGUGUGCAACAAAGUUAAGGAGCCUCAUCAGAAUGACUUCAGUGGUCCACGGGGUGGAAUCGGUGGUGAGCUCCGUCUGGCGCACGCACGCGGUCCUGGAGGAGUCUGACGAGGCGGACAGCUCCCCCGAGGCGGUGGACCGCUUCAGGAAGCUCCGCUCGUCCACCUCCCUGAACUCCCUGCGCAUGUCGCUACGGAAACGGCUGCCCCUGCGCCCCAUUCAGUCCAACGUGGAGGAGACGCCCACCUGGGAGAGCCUGGAGGUGAACCGCAAGCCCGGGGCCGUGCGUCUCCUCACCCGCAGCGCCCGGAACUCCAUCGGGAGUGCCUACCAGAAGCUGCAGAGGAUCCGUGCCCCGAGGGAAGAGUGCCUAGUCGCUACCCCGGGCAGGACCCCCGACCGCCAGGAGAGCAGCUUGCCCAGGGGGAAGCAGGCCUCCCGUACCCCCUGCAAACCUCCCUCCGCCCCCCCGGCCGCCGUCACCCCCAAACGUGGCCCGCAGCGGACCCCCAGGUCGGCCGCCAAGAGGACCCCCCGGGCCACGCGCACGCCCAAAUCGGGCGGGGCCUGCCAGGGUGUGCGGACGGGCAACUCCAGGAGGCAGCUGGUGAGAAUGGCAGCCCUGAGGAGCCCGUUCGCCUCACCCAACACCGUGAGCAACAGGAGGAAGUUUGACCGGGACCUGGAGUCUGUGUCCAGCGGCCUCAGGAAACUGAAACGUCUCUCUCAGGCCUUCGAUGAUGUCAUCGGCAGGGAUGACCGGGUGGAGGCCGCGAAACUCUACCGGCGGGAGAAUGUGAGCAGUUCCGGCCCAACGCAGAGUGACCAGCCCCUCAGGACUACCAGGGCCUCCAUCCGAUGCAGAACCCAGAGAAUAAGGGAGACUGUGGGCAGCUGGACUAGCGUAGCUUUGUCCAACAUCCAUAAAACUGCCUAGAAGGGAUGUCCUCUCUGAGUCUGUAUCUCCUUGCCUGUCAGGCUGUUUACUCUAAGCGUGUAUGUCAUAUACAGGGAAAAUGUAUUUUCUUAUUGUCUAUCUGUUUUUAUCUGUGUUUGCUAUCCGGUUCUGUCAUAUGUUAGCUGACUAACAGUUGAUCACAUUUUGUGAAAUACUCUAGGUAAAACAUAUUAAUAGUGUAUUCUGGCAUAUACCAAAAGGGAAACCAAAGGUCAAUUUAAGUCGAGAAUCAUUAUCUGAUGUGUUUUGAUAUAGAGUUGUAAGGUUUUUAGUCCACAUGUUGAUCACCUAGCUUAUUAAACUGUGUUUUAUAGUAACAGUUCUGUGUAAACCAUUAUGGACUAAGGUGCCCUAUAGAAAACCCAUAGAAAGGCUUAGGAAUCACCAUUCACUUCAAACGGUCAUGUGUCUUGAACAAUGUUUGUAUGAUCAAAUACAACGCUGGCGUCGCAUCCGUCUGCGCAGCUGUAGCGCAGUGGUCUCAUCCGCCCAUAAGGGGUUACUGCGGCCGUACCUUACAUUACAGUUUCAUCUCCUGCGCAUGAGCAACUUACUACUGUUUCUCGCUUUGUCCGGAAAUGAUUAUUGCUACAGCAUUAAUGCUUUGUUGGAUGUCCGAUUGACCUUCAGACAGUUUUGUGAUUUUCUUUUUUUAAAUAUAUAUAUAUAUAUAUAUAUAUAUGUGUGUGUGUGUGUAUAUGUAUUUUUUUUUUUUUUUACAUCCCCAUUAUGUUCUAGCUAUACUGUUGUGCUAAUGGCGAUUCAUAUAAUUUCUCAAUAUUUACUUUCAGUGAAGAAAGUUGAAUAUAUUUCUUUUAUUUCGGCCAUUCCAAACUGUUCAGACUGAGCUUAUACAGAAACUGUUGUAAAACCAGUUGACAUCCUAUUCUUUCCCAAUUGUAAUGUCCCCAUUAAUGGACAAUUCCCUCUACAAGUAUUCUCCUAUCAUUUUCAAAGCUUGGUCCUGGGGGACACUGGGUUUUGUCAAAGCCAAUAUCUUGAUCAAUUAAGUGAUGUUUAAAUUCCAACAUACUUCCAGAAUAGUGCCAUUUUGGGCAUUUAUUCAUUGAGUCAUUGAACUUUUAAUUCCUCCCAAAUCAUCCAAUUUCAGUAACCAGGUAACCAGAUGGCAAUUUCAGCUAUUUUGACCCCAGUCUAUAGCAUAAUCAAUUCAAAAAUGACUGGAAUCGUUUGUCAUACAACUCAUGGCAGCGAAUGAAAGCAUUCGUUAAUGUAACUGAUUAAAAUCCAGGAUGGGAAUGUGGAGCAUUUAUUCUUUUUGGCAUGCAGAGCUAUUUCUGGCAUAAUGUGACCUUAAGAGGGCAAGCCAUCCUUCAGUAGACAUUAAGUGUUUAAUUAAGAACAAUUAUCAGCCCAUUACUUUUCAGAGGUUGUGAUUAUGAUAAGAGGGAAAAUCGGCACAGUGGGUCCCCAGGACUGAGCUUGCAAACUCCUGCUCUACAUUUUUUUUUUUCUUCAGCCUUUAAUCAUAAUCAUAAACAUUAAUAUGAAAUGUCAUGAAGACAUUGAAGCAUUGUAUAUGGAAGCAUAUUACCGAAAUAUAUAGAACUAACACUAAGUGUAUACGUGAAAUUGUUUUAUAAAGGAAUUGUAUAUUUUUGUACGAGUUUCUGAUAUGGUUUUGGUUGCAUGUCAUUCUAAUCUGCCCAGCCAAAGACCUAUUGUUACAACCCCCCUCCCCUUAAGGCCAAAAGCCAUUAAAAAAAGCAGUUGCUGCUAACUGUUUUAUUUCCAAUGCAAGUCACUCUGCAGGUUUCAAAGGCAUUUACACACUUGAAUUGAUCAACUGUUAAGGACAUAAUUGACGUGGCCUUGGUGUGCAAUUGAAAGCCUCUGUUCAACAUCAAUGUUACACAAGUCUAUUGCUUUCCCCACUAGGCUCAGUUGAUGGAGGAGCAACGGUAAUGUUGCAGAUCAGGUUGUAUGGGUUUUAUAGUGUUAUACAUGGGUCCUGUGGGGACUUUAGCCUUUGGCGUGUAUUCUGGCAGCUGUACCCACUGACAGGUAACUUAUCAGCCACAAAUUCUUUCCUCUUCAAAGAAAUAUGUUACCCGCUGAUAUUGUACAAUAAAUCAUUCAAUCAUUUAUUUUA
Conger conger (European conger) is the source of this 3135-nucleotide messenger RNA. RefSeq names its product protein PIMREG-like. The coding region runs from base 96 to 1001 and encodes 301 amino acids. The transcript has 5 exons. The record is from RefSeq and is a predicted model, not a curated record. Lineage: Eukaryota; Metazoa; Chordata; Actinopteri; Anguilliformes; Congridae.